AUGGACUCAAACGCAGCCAUUUGUGCUGCUGUGGUUGCCGCUGUGCAAGCUGUAGUCUCGCACGACGGACGAAACAACCCUGGCGCGAAGGUGCACAAGAUCGUUGUACCUAACUCCACAUGGGAGACUGUUAAAACCAAAUCAGGUUACGACCAAUGGUUUCGUCGCUACCUGCAAUGUCGGCGCUCAGUGUUCACGACGAUAGCACGCAAAGUCGAUGCCAAGUGGACCCAAGUGCACGGACGACUGUACCACAACACAGCCAUCUUGGUUGACGAUCGCGUAGCCUGCGCGAUGCACUACUUGACGCAUGCCGAUGGAUACGAUGCGACAGCGUUAGUCUUUGGGAUCAGCAAGACGAUGGCGAGGCGAGAACGUACACGUUGCAAGCUUGCCAGGUUCUAUGCCAGUGCUACUUAG
This is a messenger RNA of Aphanomyces astaci, 420 nucleotides long. RefSeq lists its product as hypothetical. The transcript has a single exon. The record is from RefSeq and is a predicted model, not a curated record. Bases 1 to 420 code for a protein of 139 amino acids. Lineage: Eukaryota; Oomycota; Saprolegniomycetes; Saprolegniales; Verrucalvaceae.